AUGCUCACCGCAGCGAUGGGCGUCGAGCAUGCCCGUGGAACGAGCACGUGCUCGUCGACGCAGAGAGUUAGCCUUGGGAAGGUCUCUGAAUUUGAAGAAGCCAGCAUGAAGGAAGUAAAACUUGAAGGAGGUUCAGCCGUGUUAGUUCAUCGGCACCAGGGCGAAUUUUUUGUGACUUCGCCUGCUUGUUCCCACUAUGGCGCCCCCCUCCGGAAGGGUGUGAGCUCUUCUGGUGGGCGCGGGGGUGGGCCCACGGUCACGUGCCCCCUGCACGAUGCCAGCUUCGAUCUCAGGACAGGGGAGGUGGUGCGAGGGCCCAGUGUAGAUGGAAUUGCCGUCUACAAGUCUGAGGUGAAGGAUGGAACUGUUUUCGCCCAUGUUCCCUCCGAGAUUGCAACAGGUGGCAAGCAUCAAAGAGUCCUGAAGGCGAUGGCCAAGCGGAAGUCCAGCGACUCCCGCACCUUCGUUCUGCUGGGGGGUGGUUGUGCCUCGCUGGCUGCGGCAGAGACCUUGAGGCAGGAGGGCUUCACGGGGCGGAUCGUGAUGGUGACCAAGGAGAGCCACUUACCCUACGAUCGGGUGCAGUUGUCCAAGGCAUUGGACAAGCCAGUGGAUAAGCUCCUGCUCCGGCCGGCGUCGUUUUACAAAGAUUACGACAUUGAGGACGCAGUCCUGCAGGGUGCAACCGUGACCAAGCUGAACACUAAAGAGCAGACCAUCCAGUACACCAAGGACAACGUGCCUGAGCAGAUGAAGUAUGACAAAGUCCUAGUAGCAACAGGUGGAAGCCCGCGGAAGCUCUUCGUUCCAGGUUCGGAUCUGAAGAACAUCUUCACCUUGCGAACCCCGGAGGAUGCUGCACAGAUCGCUGCCUUGGCUCAGAAAGGCCAGAAGAUGAUCGUCGUGGGCGGCUCGUUCAUUGGGAUGGAAGUCGCGUCCUCUUUAGCGAAGAAGGGCUGCGAUGUGGCGGUGAUUGCCAUGGAGACCGUCCCCUUUGAGAGAGUCUUGGGGAAGAAGGUUGGGGCAUCCUUCGCCAGAAAACUACAGAAAGAAGGUGUGGAGUGGUUCGGCACCUCCCAAGUCCGCCUUUUCCGCGGGAACGAGACGGUGAAUGGUGUGGAGCUGGAGGACGGCGAGGUCCUGCCAGCCGAUGCAGUGGUGGUGGGUGCAGGGGUUUUGCCCAAUACGCGCUUCGUGGAGGGGCUGUCGUUGGACAAGAACGGUGCCAUCAUUGUGAACCCACUCUUGCAGGCCGAGAACUGCGAGAAUCUCUUCGCUGCUGGGGAUGUUUGCGCCUACCCCGCGGUGAAAACGGGGCAGCGCGUGCGGAUCGAACACUGGGAUGUGGCCAUGCAGCAGGGACGAACGGCUGCCAGCAACAUGCUGGGGAAGUUCCAGCCAUUCACGACGACGCCCUUCUUCUGGUCAGGUCUCUUUGGAAACCUGAACUUGCGGUUUGUGGGCCAUGCUCCUGAAGCUUUGGAUCGUGUCAUCAUUGAAGGUGACGUGAGCAAGAUGGAGUUCAUCUCCUACUAUACGGAGGACGACGAAAUCCGUGCUGUGGCGACCGUGAACCGCGAUCCCAUUGCAGUGGUUUGCGCAGAACUCAUGAAGCGGGGGCGCAUGCCGAGCGUCUCCGAGCUCAUGCUAGGCACAGUAAACGCUGAUGUCCUUACCCAGCGGUUGAAAGAUUUGGGCAUAGCUGGUGCAUAG
Messenger RNA from Durusdinium trenchii, 1713 nucleotides. NCBI's taxonomy places the organism in Eukaryota, Dinophyceae, Suessiales, Symbiodiniaceae. The record is from the annotation of a GenBank genome assembly.